GAACAGUGGAUGAGUGAGCUACUUGAUACGAAAGACACUAGCAUUACCCUGCAUAAAAUUGCAUCAAUAUGAAAACAUUCACUGUAGUAGCCCUGACUUUCCUGAUCUGCAUGAUAGUGUUCUGUACAACAGAAGGUAGACCACAACUUCGAUGCCAGUGUAUUAGAACAUAUUCAGGAAAUCCCAUUUCUAUCAAAAGAGUAGAUUCAAUAAAGAUAUUUCCUGCUGGUCCGCAUUGCAAUAAUGAGGAGAUCAUAGCCACAAUGAAGAAAAAACAUAGCACAACCUGUCUGAAUCCCAGUGAUGCCUGGGUGAAAUCUCUCAUUGAAGAAUUGAACAAGAAAUCAAACAGCAUAAAGGCAGCAAGAAUCGAAAAACAUCUUGCUUACUAAAGAACACAAAGAGGACUCUGACUAGAAGUCCAGCUGAUGUUUGUUUGAAGGAAUGUAUUGUAUUUAUUUGACACCAUAACAGUACAAAUGUUUAGGGUCACUUAUUCAUCCCUCUUAUUCAUCUAAAUUAUAAAACAACAAAUGCGAUAAUGGGAGUUGUGUUGUGACAAAAAUAAAUAAUGAAUUAUAACCUAUAUUUAACAUUGUCAGUGUAGUCACCCUGAGGUGCUUCUGAUUCACUAGUGAUGGAGUUCCCAUCUAUUCUGGGCUAUUUAGGGCAGUUUUUCUUUAUUAGUCAGUCCAAGUCAACAAAAAUAUCUUGGUUUUGUAAUGAAAGAAAUUAAUAUAUAGGCAGAAUUAUAUUUGUCUCUACAUGACAAAUUUCAAACUUUUGAACCAGUACCUUUUGAUCAUAAUGUUUUAUAGGACCAUGAAAAACAAUUAAGUCAACUGACCCUAAAGAUUUGAACGGUGUGAUCAAGUUUUUUGCGACCAAAUGCUUAACAAAAUAAAAUGUGAUUUUCAUGAAUUAAUGAA
Molecule: messenger RNA, 929 nt
Organism: Triplophysa dalaica
Lineage: Eukaryota; Metazoa; Chordata; Actinopteri; Cypriniformes; Nemacheilidae
Product: C-X-C motif chemokine 10-like
Exons: 4
Coding region: 69-392 (107 amino acids)
Biological process (GO): cellular response to lipopolysaccharide; neutrophil chemotaxis; inflammatory response
Cellular component (GO): extracellular region
Molecular function (GO): chemokine activity; CXCR chemokine receptor binding
Source: RefSeq, a predicted model, not a curated record